UUAAUAAGCCGACAAUCAUUGAUCCCCAAAGUGCCAAAAUUUUUACUCUCGAAAAGCCAAUUGAUAAUUCUCAUCAGUCAUCAUCAUCAUCAAGAUCAAUCUGAAUCAUGUGUUACGGUCACCCUCACCGACGAUCAUUACCACCGGACCAUUUCACUCCUUCAAGAACUCAUCGGACUUUAAAUGACAACGCUUUGGCAGUGGAGGAGUUGCAUGGUCGGCUGGCCGAGACGGAGGCGCGGCUGGAGCGAGCCAGAGCUCGAGAAGCCGAGCUCAGCCGCCGCCUUGAGGAAAUGAAACGAUUCGUUUUGGUAAUGGAGAUUCUUGAGACUUACCUUAAACGACGGUUUCGCGAGCAGCAAGAACAACUGUCACAGCUCUUCUCUUCGCUUCCGAAUUUUGAACAUACAGAGAACAAGUGUUGGUGAAAUGCAUAGUUUGGUGUUUCUAGUUAUUUCAGAAACUGGCUUUAAAGCUUGUAUCCUCUUGUAAGAUGGGUAUAUGGGCAGGAGAUGUCGGUUACAGUCUUGAAUGAUCCUUAGGUAUAGUUAGUUUUGUGGAAUCUUUUGUCAUGGCUCCACAUUUUUAGUAAGCAUGGAAAGUAAUCUUGGUGAAUGUCAAGAUAGGGGGGUUGCAAUUUCAUUUAGCUGAUUGAUUAACAACUCUGUCCUCUUUCUCUUUCGCUCACCCCUGCACACACUAAUUCCAUCACAUGCACUCGCAGUCAUACAGACACCAAGUGAGUGUAUGUAUUAUAACUCUUACAAUAAUUUCUCUUUUAGAUAUGCCAUGCCUGAUUUUCCUGAUUGUACUUUAAU
This is a messenger RNA of Pistacia vera, 818 nucleotides long. RefSeq names its product protein SKIP34. The record is from RefSeq and is a predicted model, not a curated record. The coding region runs from base 108 to 428 and encodes 106 amino acids. NCBI's taxonomy places the organism in Eukaryota, Viridiplantae, Streptophyta, Magnoliopsida, Sapindales, Anacardiaceae. The transcript has 2 exons.